GGGGGCUUUCGUUUCGAAGCAAACAGAUCAUCAGUGAAGAGCUGCUCUUCAACAGAUCGCCGUAAGAACUCGCCUGAUAUCUUCUUCCUUUACACGAAAGAAAGAAUUUCUCGCGAUGCAGGCUUGGGUAAAGCUCAAUAACACGAAGUUAGCAGUCAAGCUCAUCCGCAGCACCAUUGGGCGCCCGCCGAAUCAACGCAAGAUCAUCCAGGUCCUCGGGUUGAGAAAGCUCAACCAGGUUCGAAUUCAUGACGAUGGGCCGCGCGUGUGGGGAAUGCUAGAAAAAGUCAUUCAUUUGGUGAAGCUUGAGAGAAUAAGAGCAGUAGAUGCGCCAACGAUGCAGGCAGAGAAAGUUUAA
Molecule: messenger RNA, 358 nt
Organism: Chondrus crispus (carragheen)
Lineage: Eukaryota; Rhodophyta; Florideophyceae; Gigartinales; Gigartinaceae
Exons: 3
Coding region: 116-358 (80 amino acids)
Biological process (GO): translation
Cellular component (GO): cytosolic large ribosomal subunit
Molecular function (GO): structural constituent of ribosome
Source: RefSeq, a predicted model, not a curated record